AUGGCAAAGAUCCCCUAUGCGGCACCUAAUGACCCAAAAGGAAUCGAUUGGUUUAUCAGGUGCACCCAGAAGAUGGUUCAGGUUCGCCAGUUGCUUUAUGAAGGAAUAGGCUUGUGCGACGACGAGGAGAAAGUUGGGAGCGCAGUUGUUGAAAAACUCAGAAGGGGUGCAUGGCAGUUGAUCGGAAGGGAGUGGCAGGAGAAAGAGAGUGAUGCGUUCGACGACGAAACCAUAAUCUUAAGAGAAGAACAAGAAGGAAAUUGGGUAAUGGUGAAGCAAUGCAGAGGUCGAGGAGAUGAAUAUUCCCCCUGCCCCGAAACUGGUGAAAGUUCGUCGCCCCCUCCUGGACUCCGUGAUUGUUCCGCUUCGGUGCUCGAGAAUUCCGCCGAACAACGCGUUCCUACAAGAACACACAUGAUGAAACCGUUCUUCGAAUCAUUGCUUCACGCCUCCGCUUGCCUGCAAUAUGCGAUAGAUCAGUAUGCUUACUCAUUGUACGGCAUUUACACCAAAUUUCAAGUGGCCUUAGAGGAAGAGUUGAAACUGGAAAUAUUCGAAGCCAUUACUACCAAGUUUCCUCGUUGGAACGGUGCCAACGGUAACAACGGACCUAGCGGAGCAGAAACAAAAGGAGCCGUACCAGAGUGGGGAGAGAGAUUAAUCGCGGAGGUCGAAAAGGCGAUCGAGGGUGGCCAACUAAUAUUUAGACAAAGGGAAAGGGCGACUGUGUUGGCUAACGGACGUUAG
Molecule: messenger RNA, 747 nt
Organism: Acaulospora colombiana
Lineage: Eukaryota; Fungi; Glomeromycota; Glomeromycetes; Diversisporales; Acaulosporaceae
Source: the annotation of a GenBank genome assembly